AUGGGUUCUCUGGCCCUGCAGCUGUGCGCUCUCGUCUGCCUGGCGGUUCAGUCGGCUUCUGGCAGCCCCAUCAUGAGUCUGGAGCGGUCGCCUCUGGAAGAAGACAUGCCCCUCUUCGACGAUGUCUUCUCAGAGCAAGAUGGUGUCGACUUUAACACAUUGCUGCAGAGCAUGAAGAAUGAAUUCCUCAAGACACUGAACCUAUCUGACAUCCCUUCGCAGGAUUCGGCCAGGGUCGACCCGCCAGAGUACAUGCUGGAGCUCUACAACAAGUUUGCAACAGAUCGGACCUCCAUGCCAUCUGCCAACAUCAUUAGGAGUUUCAAGAAUGAAGAUCUGUUUUCCCAGCCAGCCAGUUUUAAUGGACUCCGAAAAUACCCUCUCCUCUUCAAUGUGUCCAUUCCUCACCAUGAAGAGGUUAUCAUGGCUGAACUGAGGUUGUACACGCUGGUGCAAAGAGAUCGCAUGAUAUAUGAUGGAGUAGACAGGAAAAUUACCAUUUUUGAGGUACUAGAGAGUAGAGGGGACAGUGAGGGUGAAAGAAGUAUGCUGGUCUUGGUUUCAGGGGAGAUCUAUGGAACCAACAGUGAGUGGGAGACUUUUGAUGUCACUGAUGCUAUUAGACGUUGGCAAAAGUCAGGUUCAUCCACCCACCAGCUGGAGGUCCACAUCGAGAGCAGGCAUGAUGGAGCCGAGGAUGCUGGCAGGGGACAACUGGAAAUAGACACCAGUGCCCGAAAUAAGCAUGUCCCUUUGCUUGUCGUGUUUUCUGAUGACCAAAGCAACGAGAAGGAGCGGACAGAGGAACUGAAUGAAAUGAUUGCCCAUGAGCAGCUUCUGGAGUUGGACAACUUGGGCCUGGACAGUUAUUCCAGCGAACCUGGAGAAGAAGCUUUGCUACAGAUGAGGUCAAACAUCAUCUAUGACUCCACUGCCCGCAUCAGAAGGAAUGCUAAAGGAAACUACUGUAAGAGGACCCCACUCUACAUCGACUUCAAGGAGAUUGGCUGGGACUCUUGGAUCAUCGCCCCACCUGGAUAUGAAGCCUACGAAUGCCGUGGGGUUUGCAACUACCCCCUGGCAGAGCAUCUCACACCCACAAAGCAUGCGAUUAUCCAGGCCCUGGUCCACCUCAAGAAUUCCCAAAAGGCUUCCAAAGCCUGCUGUGUGCCCACCAAGCUAGAGCCCAUCUCCAUUCUCUACUUAGACAAAGGUGUGGUCACUUACAAGUUCAAAUAUGAAGGCAUGGCAGUCUCUGAAUGUGGCUGCAGAUAGAAGAGGAGUCCUGUGCUAAUUUAACAACUGUAAAUGUGUAUAUUUUGUGUUCCUAUUUAAAGAGAUUAUUUAAUAAGAGUGUACAGAUGAUAGAGGCUUGCUGCCUUAGGGAAAUGGGCAGGUCAGUUUGUUGUAGGAAAUGCAUAUUUUGCUAAUAGUCUCAUCCCUUCCCAUCUGUUUUUCUUUGGACUUGCCAUUUCCUGGCAAUGUCAUUUCCAAUAACAAGUGGCAAGCCACACUAAUUGUCCUCUAUGUCAAUUUGAAAACAACAGGCCCUAAGCAGAAAUAGAGUGUCAGAUGAUAGAUACUUGUGUAUGUAUAUGUGUACAGAGAUAAACUUAUAAAACUCUCUUGGUUCUAUAGAGGUAGAUUAUA
Messenger RNA from Suricata suricatta (meerkat), 1650 nucleotides. RefSeq names its product bone morphogenetic protein 10 (gene BMP10). Gene Ontology annotation, molecular function: cytokine activity; growth factor activity. Gene Ontology annotation, biological process: SMAD protein signal transduction; BMP signaling pathway. Lineage: Eukaryota; Metazoa; Chordata; Mammalia; Carnivora; Herpestidae. The coding region runs from base 1 to 1275 and encodes 424 amino acids. Gene Ontology annotation, cellular component: extracellular region. The transcript is spliced from 2 exons. The record is from RefSeq and is a predicted model, not a curated record.